CGUGCCACUUCGCUCUCAUUGCCUCUCUCUCUCUCUCUCUCUCUCUCUCUUUCUUCUCUCUCUCUCUCUCAGAUUGAGUCGUCGAUUUACCAAUUAGGUUGCUCAGCUCAAACAUUGUCCAUCCUCUCUCUACCUUAUUUUCAAUUCCACUGCAGCUUUCGAUUCUCUCUCAGCCAACACAAAAAAGUCACAAAAGCUACACUUCUGUAGCUAAAAACCUCAAAUUAUACAUUUUUCUAGCCUAUUUCUCAACAAACAAAAAUGUCAAGGUGGGAAAAUAAGCUGAGGGAAGACAGAUACAGGCACGAAAAGAAAAAUCCUUCUUUCUCAUCCUCUCUUCUCGAAAAAAUUUACCGUUCGAUUGACGAGGGAUCGCCGAAGAACCGCGAGGACCCGGUGUUUUACAACGAAACAAUGCCGAAGAAGCAGAGCAAAAGCGGGGCGAAAAGCGGCAGAGUAGUGGAAGAAGAAGAGAUGGCCAGCCUCCGCCGAGCUUGUUUGAUCGAGAAAUGGAUGGAGAUGAAGGUCGGCCAGAAGGUUGGUGGUCAAAGAAGACAGCAUUUGGGUGAUUUGGACCGAAAAUUAGACCGUGAUCACCAACGUGAUCUCGAUGCUAUGUUUUUCAGCUCCACCUCUAGCUCCUCUGACUCGAGCUCCGGCGGGUUCUCCUCCUCGGAUGCGGAGUCCAUGUUCGGGUCUAAGUCGAGGUCCUCGUGUUUUGCACCACCACGGCCGAAGCCGGUUCGCACCAGCGUUUCCACCCGGUCGGCCAAAUCAGAGGAAAAAACAGAGAGAAAACACAGAACUCUGUUUUAUGAACAGAGAGAAGUGCACUUGUUCGAUGACUAUCACUACAGUUGUGCAUCGGAUCCGACUCCGAAGCUCGAUGAAGGUAUAAUUAAGUCGAAAUCGAGGGCAUUGAAGAUUUACAGCAACCUAAAGAAGGUGAAACAGCCGCUUUCGCCAGGCGGCCGCGUUGCGAAUUUCCUCAAUUCUAUCUUCACUGCAGGGCAGACCAAGAAAACAAAGAGCACUUCAUCAAUUGGAGGGUAUGAGGAAGCGGUUGCGGAGAGGAAACUGAAAUCAUGGCAAGACUCGACAUGUUCUUCAGCCUCUUCGUUUUCGAGAUCAUGUUUGAGUAAGAACUCACCAUCUACGAGAGAAAAACUGCGAAAUGGGGUUAAAAGAUCGGUUCAUUUCUCCCCGGUGAGUGUGAUCGUUGACGAAGAUUGCAGGCCUUGUGGACACAAAUGCUUGUACGAAGGGGAGGAUAAAACCCUAAUGCCGGUCACUGUUCCGACCGCAUGGAAAAUUGGUCGAUCGCCAGCGAGAAAAGCCGAGGAGGAGCUUAAGCUUCAAGUGUUGGAGAAAAGCAGAAGAGUUGAGGAAGCGGCCAGAGAGAUUUUGAGAGACUGCCGUCGGAACCAAGUAAAGAAUGAAUUAGUGAGCAGCGAUUGUCGUGACGGUGAUGAAGGUGAUGACGAUGAUGCUGCUAGUUGUUCGAGUUCGGAUCUUUUCGAGCUUGAUCACCUUUCGGUGAUCGGGAAAGAAAGGUACCUUGAAGAGCUUCCGGUGUACGAAACCACACACGUUCGUACAAAUCGCGCCAUUGCUAAUGGCUUAAUAAUGUAGUUAACAAUGUAGGUUUUUUUAUUUUUUUAUUUCUCUUCCAAGUUUCAUUACAGCAAAUACAACUAUAGAACUAGAUUUGUUCUUGGUUUUC
This is a messenger RNA of Pyrus x bretschneideri (Chinese white pear), 1723 nucleotides long. RefSeq names its product protein BIG GRAIN 1-like A. Gene Ontology annotation, biological process: auxin-activated signaling pathway. The record is from RefSeq and is a predicted model, not a curated record. The transcript has a single exon. Bases 262 to 1632 code for a protein of 456 amino acids. Lineage: Eukaryota; Viridiplantae; Streptophyta; Magnoliopsida; Rosales; Rosaceae.